CGUUGUGUAUCGUUCCAGGAGAGCGGCAUGGCUCAACAGGCUAGUGACUUCGGGACUCCAGCUGGGUGGUUUCCAGCCCCCGAUCUGGGGUCCCUACCUAACAGCACUCCGCGGCCCGACAAUUGGACACUCUGGGCGAUGCUCCCUCCACCGCCACCUCCUUCGUCGUCUCAAGCGGCCGGGCCGGAGCCUUUCACCGUCGUGCAGCCUCCCGUGGAGGUGCAGUCUCUGUCCGGGGCGCCGCCUCCCUUCGACGCCCAGAUUCUUCCUGGGGCGCAGCCCCCUGUCGACGUCCAGACCUCCCUUGAUGCUCAGCCUCAACUCAGCAGCUAUCCCUACAAUUUCCAGGCUUCGACAUUAUGGUAUUGGGGACACUCGCCUGGUAGUUACCUUCGAUAUCAGAAUCCCCACAACCCGCCAGGUAAAUAUUCUUAUUUUCCACAAAAAUAUGAUCCAAACUUCGCUAACUUCAACUUCUCUCCCAGCAAAAAGCAGAAAAAGAAGAGAAGAAAGGAACCCAUUUUUUACUUUUUUUGUGAUACCUGUGAUCGUGGUUUUAAAAAUCAAGAAAAGUAUGAUCAACACAUGUCUGAACAUACAAAAUGUCCUGAAGUAGAUUGUUCUUUUAGUGCACAUGAGAAGAUUGUGCAGUUCCACUGGAGAAACAUGCAUGCUCCUGGCAUGAAGAAGAUCAAGCUGGAUACCCCAGAGGAGAUCGCGAGGUGGAGGGAAGAAAGAAGGAAGAACUACCCAACUCUGGCCAAUAUUGAAAGGAAAAAAAAAUUAAAACUUGAAAAAGAGAAGAGAGGUGAAGUAUUGACAACGACACAGUAUGGCAAGAUGAAGGGAAUGUCCAGACUUUCACAGAUGGCAAAGAUCAGAAAUCCUAACAAACUUCACAAGUGGAAAAAUGAUGGUGUCAAACAGAGACCAGUCAGUGAAUCAGGCAGUUGCUUCUGUGCUGCCAAGACUGAAGGUCCACCUGAAGCAAAUGCAGAUCCUCUUGGUGUUUUGAUCAACAGUGAUUCUGAGUCUGAUGAGGAGAAGUCACCAAAGACAGUUGUACCUAAGGAAGUGACACCAGCUCUGUGCUCACUCAUGAGCAGCUAUGGCAGCUUUUCUGGGUCAGAGAGUGAGCCAGAAGAAACUCCCAUCAAGACUGAAGCAGACAUUCUGGCAGAAAACCAGGUUAUUCUGGCAGAAAACCAGAUAAAUAGCACUGCUCCUAAGAGUCCAAGACAAGAUGUUAACACAACUGUUAGAAAUUGCUCAAGAGCCAAGUGUAAAAACCAACAAAAAGAUUUUAAAAAGACAAACCCUAAGAGGAAAAAAGAUUAUCACAAUUAUCAAACAUUAUUUGAACCAAGAACACACCAUCCGUAUCUCCUGGAAAUGCUCCUAGCUCCGGACAUUCGACAUGAAAGAAACGUGAUUUUGCAGUGUGUUAGGUACAUCAUCAAAAAAGACUUUUUUGGACUUAAUACAAAUUCUGGGAAAACUGAAGAUGUAUAAUUGCCAUCAGUUUCAGCAUACAACGGAAAGAUCAAAAAGCACCAUCCUCAAGUUAGUGGAGGAAAAUCAAAAACUAUUUUUUUUUCUCAAAACUAGUAAUUAAAUUUUAAGUCUCUUAAAAUAAUUAUGUUGGAUUUUCAAGUCUUUUCUUUGAUUCUGUGCAAAUAAAUACGUAGCUG
Molecule: messenger RNA, 1691 nt
Organism: Octodon degus (degu)
Lineage: Eukaryota; Metazoa; Chordata; Mammalia; Rodentia; Octodontidae
Gene: Nufip1
Product: NUFIP1, FMR1 interacting protein 1
Exons: 10
Coding region: 28-1512 (494 amino acids)
Biological process (GO): box C/D snoRNP assembly
Cellular component (GO): nucleus
Molecular function (GO): RNA binding
Source: RefSeq, a predicted model, not a curated record